AUGAUUGAUCUCGUUCCAUACGAGUUAAUGCUUCCCUACGAGUCAAUCCAUCCAUAUGAUUUAGGUGAGUUCGAUGAAGAUGGUGUAGUGAUCCCUUAUGGAUGCCUUGAUAUUUUGGAGACAGCCACCACCGCUCUCUUUGACCAUGGGCUGGUCAUGGCCGAUGUGUGUCCUCUUACGUGGGAAUUGGACGCGGAAAUGCUCUAUGACGAAGAGAAUCCUCCGGCUCGCUUUGCUCCCUCGUACAUAAGGGUCUAUAACUUAUGGUCUGACUUUUAUGGUAACGGUCAUUUACUUGAGGCUACUAUUUUGGAUCUGAUAAGAGUGUAUUCACCAGUAGCGGUGACCAUUCCGAGUCUUGCAUCGUACUGCGCUUUUGAUGGAAAUGGCGUUUUUCUUCCUACGGAAAGUGAUAUGAUCACUCUGAACAGCCCGUAUCUCAUUAAUGCACUUGGAAAGGAAGAGUUCCUACAUGAGGUCCUAGCGACUGGCUCGGGCAGAGACGCCAAUGGCAACUUUUUCAUCGAGAUCCAAGAGAGCUACGGGGCUGCUAUCGGAGAUGGUGGGUUUUUUCAGAUUGCCACGGGAUAUAAGUUUUUUCGAGCUUGUGUCAUCAUGAGGCUCUAG
This is a messenger RNA of Arabis nemorensis, 627 nucleotides long. Lineage: Eukaryota; Viridiplantae; Streptophyta; Magnoliopsida; Brassicales; Brassicaceae. The record is from the annotation of a GenBank genome assembly.